Messenger RNA from Geosmithia morbida, 318 nucleotides. Its product is annotated as SMP-30/Gluconolaconase/LRE-like region. NCBI's taxonomy places the organism in Eukaryota, Fungi, Ascomycota, Sordariomycetes, Hypocreales, Bionectriaceae. The transcript has a single exon. The record is from RefSeq and is a predicted model, not a curated record. Bases 1 to 318 code for a protein of 105 amino acids.
AUGAUUGGUAUCGACGGUGGCUGCAUCGAUGCCGAGGAAGGGAUGUGGCUGAGUCUCCUUGCCCUGGAACAGCUUGUUCGCCUUGAUUUGGCCACUGGACAGGUUACGCACCGCAUCAAGACGGAUGGCCACGCGGUAGCCGCCACUUUAGGGGGACAGGAUGGCAAGACGCUGUUUUUCUGCGUGAACUGGACCCCUCCAGACGAUAACCUCUUCGAGGCCAUGACGGCACGGAAGACCCGGUGUACAAUCAUGUCUACACGGGUGGAUAUAGGCAAAGGGGACGCCAGGCCUCAGGGAAUCGAUCUUUCUGGAUAG